Molecule: messenger RNA, 894 nt
Organism: Penicillium bovifimosum
Lineage: Eukaryota; Fungi; Ascomycota; Eurotiomycetes; Eurotiales; Aspergillaceae
Exons: 2
Coding region: 1-894 (297 amino acids)
Source: RefSeq, a predicted model, not a curated record
AUGGCCGACUCCAAUAACAGCGGUGGUCGCGGGCCGACCUAUCCUGCCGGAACGAUCGCUAAAGUGGCGACCGACAUCUUGAACGCUACAUUCCAGAACAUCAUCCACGACCUCGUCUCCAAAGUGCACCGCGAAGAGAAGGUGGCGCGCAUGCGGUCCGCAGUGGUUCUUGCUCGGCAGAAGGCAGAAGAGGACGCAAUAAUGCCGGAGGAAGCGCCGAGCAAGACCUCGACCGAUACCAAGAGAGAAGUCAUUCUCGACACAAAGAAGCUUGCGAGUAUGCGCGUGGAGACGGAUGCUGCCCUUUACGACCGCGGCAAGGUUUUCCUCAAGGGCAACCCACUGAAAACAAUCAAGGAGCAUGUUUGCCCUGACUGUCGUCUCCCAAAGCUAUUGUAUCCGACUGCCGGGGAGUCCUCUUGUCCCAGUCCUGAUUCCCGCGCCGAAUACUGCGCGAAUGUGCCCAUGGUCAAGCGGGAAGGGCAUGACGUCCACGGCAAGCUCUUUGCAAUCAUGCCGAACCCCAAGAAAAAGAAGGGUGAUCGAGACAGCACGAUUCCUGAGAUCCCUACCACUAAAUGCCCAAUCUGUCCUCGGUACUUCGUCAUGACGCGACUCGCCCAGCACCUUGAACGCUGCGUAGGCGGUGGCCGCAACGGCGGGCGCAACAAGACUCCCACGGACAGUGGAGCCAGUAAUGGCAAUAGUCCUACCUCAUCAGCACCAAAGCGCCCUUAUGCAGACGAUGACGAAGAGAGUCCCAGCCCGACGAAAAAGAAGAAGCUGAACGGGCCAAAGAAGGGCUCUAGCAACAAACCGGGGCCCAGCAAGCUCAAGCAAUCAUUCACGGUUGAGGAUAAUGACGACGACAUCAAGAGCGAGACCGCGGACUAA